AAAUUUGUUGUGCACGCCACCAGCACACGACUAUCAUGAUUGCACAUAACUUAGAUUUGAAUUAGUUUUAAUUAUCCCUUUAUCUUUACUCCAACUCUACUUCGCUCUUUCUCUCUCUCUUUUUCUAGGUUUUUUUCUGGGAUCUCUCUCUUGUCCUUCUUCGCCACUUCUAGGGUUUCUUCAAACCAUGCAGUGAGAUAAUAACAUAAUUCUGCUGGAAAUCACCGGAAACAAGAUGCCAUUUGUACUUAUUGUAUGUGCCAGCAUACUCCUGAUGCGUAUCCAUUUAUAAAUAUACCUAUUAGAAAAGUGAACAAGAUUGCAGCACCUCAGGUGAAAAGUUUUGAAGGUACUUGGAAAAGACAAGAAAUUGGCUAUUGAAGAUGGAUUCUGCAGGAUUCUCUAUGAAGCUGUGGCCCCCAAGUCUAAGUACCAGGCUAAUGCUCAUGGAGAGAAUGACCAAGAAUCUUAUUACUCCAUCCGUCUUAUCCAGGAAAUAUGGUCUUUUGGGUAAAGAAGAAGCUGAGGAGGAUGCCAAACAAAUAGAAGCUCUGGCUUUUGAUUCUGCCAAUCAACAUUUUGACAAGGAGCCAGAUGGAGAUGGAAGUUCUGCUGUGCAACUUUAUGCUAAGGAAUCUAGUAAGCUCAUGUUAGAAGUUAUUAAAAGGGGCCCUCGGACAAAGGAAUCUGCAGAAGGUAUUGCACCUGAGAAGGUUAAAGCAUCUGAUGAAACUAUUGUUUUUGAUAUAUCCAAAGGUAGACGGGAUUUCAUAAGUGCAGAAGAGGCAUCUGAGUUAUUGAAACCAUUAAGUGAACCAGGGAAUAAUUAUAAAAGGAUAUGUUUCAGCAAUAGAAGCUUUGGCGUGGAUGCUGCUAAAAUUGCAGGGCCUAUUUUGUCCUCUCUUAAAAAUCAAUUGACAGAAGUUGACCUUUCAGACUUUGUAGCAGGUAGACAAGAGGAAGAAGCCCUGGAAGUCAUGGAAAUCUUUUCUUCUGCUUUGGAUGCCUGUUACCUGAGGUACCUCGAUCUUUCUAACAAUGCUUUAGGUGAAAAGGGCGUAAGGGCAUUUGGGGCACUUUUAAAGUCACAAAAGAACUUGGAAGAGCUCUAUUUGAUGAAUGAUGGCAUUUCAGAAGAAGCAGCACUAGCAGUUUGCGAGCUACUUCCUUCAACUGAUAAACUCCGUAUCCUACAUUUUCACAAUAACAUGACAGGGGAUGAGGGUGCACUAGCUAUUUCUGAACUUGCGAAGCAUUCUCCUGCAUUGGAGGAUUUCCGGUGCUCAUCUACAAGGGUAGGAUCUGAAGGUGGGAUUGCUCUUUCACGAGCACUUGGAGAAUGUAGGAAUUUAAAGAAGCUUGAUUUGCGUGACAACAUGUUUGGUGUGGAAGCUGGAAUUGCCUUGAGCAAAGUACUAUCAAUCUUUUCGGGCUUAACUGAAAUUUACUUGAGUUAUCUGAAUUUGGAGGAUGAGGGGUCCAUAGCUCUUGCUAAUGUCCUCAAAGGAUCUGCUCCAUCCCUUGAGGUUUUGGAGAUGGAUGGAAAUGACAUUACAGCUAAAGCUGCUCCUGCUCUGGUGGCCUGUAUUGCUGCAAAACAAUUUCUUACCACAUUGAAGUUAGGAGAGAAUGAAUUGAAAGAUGAGGGUGCUAUCUUAAUUGCAAAGGCAUUGGAGGAUGGUCAUGGUCAAUUAACUGAAGUGGAUAUGAGUACCAAUGCAAUAAGAAGAGCUGGUGCCAGGUGCUUGGCACAAGCUGUAGUGAGCAAACCUGGGUUUAAGUUGCUGAACAUCAAUGGCAACUUCAUUUCUGAUGAAGGAAUUGAUGAAGUUAAAGAUAUUUUUAAGAAUUCACUUCAUGUGCUUGGGCCGUUGGAUGACAAUGAUCCUGAAGGAGAAGAUUAUGAUGAAGAGGCUGAUGAAGGAGCAGAUAAUGAGAACAAUUUGGAGACGAGGCUUAAGGAUCUUGAUAUCAAGCAGGAAGAAUAAGCUAGUCUAAAUUCCUGUCUGCUAGGAUGUCAAUUGCCGGAUUGUACUUCAUAAGCUAGUCUAGCUUUCAACUCUUAUCAUUAUGUAGGUUAGAUUUCAAUCUCAUUUUCUGCCAGAAGUGUCAGGUCCAAACUCUCUUCGGUCCAACCUGCAUGUAUGGAGGCUGAGAAUUGUUUUUUAAUAGUUAUGAUUUUAUCGA
Solanum dulcamara is the source of this 2187-nucleotide messenger RNA. RefSeq names its product RAN GTPase-activating protein 1-like. Gene Ontology annotation, molecular function: GTPase activator activity; protein binding. The transcript is spliced from 3 exons. The record is from RefSeq and is a predicted model, not a curated record. NCBI's taxonomy places the organism in Eukaryota, Viridiplantae, Streptophyta, Magnoliopsida, Solanales, Solanaceae. The coding region runs from base 384 to 1988 and encodes 534 amino acids.